This is a messenger RNA of Aspergillus puulaauensis, 1068 nucleotides long. Its product is annotated as 2-oxoglutarate dehydrogenase complex E2 component. Gene Ontology annotation, molecular function: dihydrolipoyllysine-residue succinyltransferase activity. Lineage: Eukaryota; Fungi; Ascomycota; Eurotiomycetes; Eurotiales; Aspergillaceae. The transcript has 4 exons. Gene Ontology annotation, biological process: tricarboxylic acid cycle. Bases 1 to 1068 code for a protein of 355 amino acids. The record is from RefSeq and is a predicted model, not a curated record. Gene Ontology annotation, cellular component: oxoglutarate dehydrogenase complex.
AUGGCCGAGUCUAUUACAGAGGGGACGGUGGGGAGACUCAACAAGACUGUUGGGGAGUUUAUUGGAGCCGACGAGGAGCUCGCGGCGAUUGAGACGGAUAAGAUUGAUGUCUCGGUGAAUGUGCCGCGGGGGGGUGUUGUAACAGCAUUACUUGUUGGGGAGGGGGAUACCGUGCGUGUUGAUCAGGAGAUUGCGGAGGUUAUACCGGGUGAUGAACAGAGAGGAGAUUGGGAGGAAGACGUGAAGGGUGGUAAUGUGCCCAGCGAGGCUGGGAAAGAGAGCCGCAAAGACACCGUCAAGGAUCUGGAUACACCGACCACGGUAGAGAGCGGAAAGACCCAGUCUACUCCUGAACAGACCGAUGUGUCUCGAGUAGAGGAAGUGGUAAAAAUGCCACGCAUCCGCCUCGCCACCGCAAAACGGCUAAAAGAGUCACAAAACACCACCGCAUACCUAACAACAUUCAACAAAGUCGACAUGUCGAAACUGCUACAGUUCCGGAAGAAAAGCAAGGAGGCUGUGCUCGAGAAACACGGCGUCAAGCUGGGUUUCAUGGGCCCCAUGGCGCGCGCGUCGGCAUUAGCGCUGAAGCAGAUACCGGCCGUGAAUGCGUCUAUUGAGGGCGAGGAUACGAUUGUGUAUCGCGAUUAUGUUGAUUUGAGUGUUGCGGCGGCGAUUCCGAAGGGUCUUGUCACGCCUGUGCUGAGGAAUGUUGAGACGAUGGGGGUUUUGGAUAUUGAAAGGGGCAUUGCAGAACUGGUGAAGAAGGCUCGUGAGGGCAAGUUGACAAUGUCCGAUCUCACUGGGGGUACCUUUACCAUCAGUAAUAGCGGUAUCUGGGGGUCGUUAUUCGGUACACCCAUUAUCAAUCUGCCUCAGACAGCUGUGCUGGGGACGUAUGGGAUUCAGGAUCGACCAGUGGCUGUUGAUGGACGGGUUGAGAUUCGACCGAUGAUGUAUAUUGCAUUGACAUAUGAUCAUCGUAUCAUUGAUGGACGGGAAGCAGUGGUAUUCCUGAACCUGAUUAAAAAUUACCUUGAGGACCCAGAGAGUAUGUUACUUGCGUAG